Danio aesculapii is the source of this 977-nucleotide messenger RNA. It is a transcript of the gene setd9, whose product is annotated as SET domain containing 9. The record is from RefSeq and is a predicted model, not a curated record. Lineage: Eukaryota; Metazoa; Chordata; Actinopteri; Cypriniformes; Danionidae. Gene Ontology annotation, molecular function: protein binding.
UCGAGCAGCAGCAGUGAAGUGAACGCAUGAGUUAAAGCACUUCGGAGAGUACAGACUGCACGUGCAGGUCAUAUGUGAACAAACAAUAUGAUUAAAGCUCUUUUUAAAGCUUUUGAGGUGAGGUGGAAGUCCUACAGACAUAGAUUUGUUCCCUGGAUAGCGUUAAACCUGCAGAAAAAUGAGAGAACUCUUCGACAGGUGAAAAAUCGAGCUCAAGACAAAAUGACUGCAGAUGAAGAAGUGUUCAAAUCUCUCAUGUGUUUAUUCACACACCUGCUGAAAAAUGAUGUGCAGAAUCAGAGUCAGCUGCUCGAGUUACUGCCCAGGUCUACUCAGAGUGUAUAUAGAAAUGUGGAGAGUAAAACACACAGCGCUCCUCCGUCUCAAGUGAUGUUGGAGACUCUGGGCUUCAGUGUCGAGCGGAAAAUCAGCUCUCUGGAGCGUGCGGGAACUGGAGUGUUUGUGAUGCGGGGGACGGUGCCGGCAGGAAGCGUUGUAGCGAUGUAUCCAGGAACCAUCUAUCAGCCAGAUGAACCCAUCUUUUUCCAAUCAGUCAGAAAUCCGUUUGUAUUUAGAUGCAUAGACGGCAUUUUGAUCGAUGGCAAUGAUAAAUCCAUCUCCAAGAUAGUGUACCGAUCGUGUAGUGGACGGGACAGGUUUGGUCCUCUGCGCCUCAGUGACGGCUCCUGGUUGACGCCUCAUCCUGAAAAUCCUCUCGCUGUUGGACAAUACGUCAACAACUGCUCCAGUGAGAAAGCCGCAAAUGUUUGCUAUCAGGAGUUUGACGUGCCGGAUGGAUUUCCUCUUGAGCUCCGUCAGUAUUUGCCAAACGUUAAUUACCGAUCUGAUAAUAAAAGACCUUUGCGCUGUGUUGUUCUCGUGGCACUGAGAGAUAUUGAAGAUGGUGAAGAACUGUUUUCUAACUACUACACAAUUGUGCAUUAAACUGAUCUCUUAUUUUAAAGAAGAAGAAGAAU